This is a messenger RNA of Phanerochaete carnosa HHB-10118-sp, 1277 nucleotides long. RefSeq lists its product as uncharacterized. The record is from RefSeq and is a predicted model, not a curated record. Lineage: Eukaryota; Fungi; Basidiomycota; Agaricomycetes; Polyporales; Phanerochaetaceae. The transcript is spliced from 7 exons. The coding region runs from base 11 to 1135 and encodes 374 amino acids. Gene Ontology annotation, molecular function: NADP binding; oxidoreductase activity, acting on the CH-OH group of donors, NAD or NADP as acceptor; NAD binding.
CGCAGCAGACAUGGCCCACCCUCUCCAGCACAGUCACCUGCCCAGCCCAAAGCCCAUGACGCCUCUCCUCAGCGGUCGCUCGACCCCGGCACUGGACUCAGUCCCCUUCUCCCGCCCCCACACCCCGCACAAGGAGCUGGUCCUCGGCUUCGCAGGUCUCGGUGCGAUGGGCAAUCCCAUGGUCCGCAAUCUCGCCACCCGCCUUCAGUCCCCCACCAUCGCCCACCCAAUACGCGUCUGGAACCGUACCCGUGCAAAGUGCGAGAGCUUGCAGAACGAGGUCGGCAAGACACACAUCGAAAUCGUAGACAACCCAGAGGACCUUGCGCUCAACUGCGAUGUCAUCAUCACCAACCUCGCCAACGAUGACAUCGUCAAGGCCAUCUAUGAAAAGUUUGCGACCGCGCUCAAGGAGUCCCAUUCGACGAAAAACAAGAUCUUCGUAGAAUGUAGCACCGUCUAUCCGACACUGGCAGGUGAACUCGACACCCUCAUCAGCAACAUCCCUCACUGUCACCUCGUCAUGGCACCCGUCUUUGGCGCACCGCAUGUCGCUCAAGCAGCUCAGCUCAUCGUCGUCAUGGCCGGCGAUUAUCGCUCCAAGAAGGAAGUCGCACAUCUCUUGGUCCCCGCCUUGGGCCGCAAGGUCAUCGACCUCGGAGGUAACCUCGAGAAAGCGCCCACCUUCAAGCUUAUCGGCAAUUCGAUGAUCUUGGGCAGCCUCGAGGUUCUCGCUGAAGCCCUGACUCUGUCCGAAAAGUCCGGCAUCAAGCCCACUCAGGUGCAUGGCCUCGUUAAAGACCUUUUACCAGCACCGCUAUUAGACGCGUAUUGUAACAAGAUGGUAAAUGAUCUGUUCGACGGAACCAAGGGCUUUGCUAUCGAUGGUGGCAUCAAAGACUCGACGCACAUCAGGAAGCUUGCGGCAGAGGUCAACUCACCGAUGCCAGCACUUGACAGUGCACACCAGCACCUCCUCACCGCUCGUGCGCUCCACGAUUCAAAGAAGCUCCGCGGCGACAGUGUGUUUGAGACCCUGGACUGGAGCUCCCUCGUUGCUGGUACCCGUGUGGCAUCUGCACUUGAUGGAUUUGACAGCAAGAAGCACGCUAACGUUGGACCUGUCCCUGAAUGAGCCAGAGAGUCGAAGAGCAAAUUGAACGAUGUACACAUACAGCGAUUCCGACUGGGUCAUAGGCGCCAUGUAUAACCUAAAUGCAUGUGUUUGCCGGAGAGCUUGACUUUAUUCCUAGAAUUAUAUUUGAGCUUUUCGCGGC